Messenger RNA from Columba livia (rock pigeon), 3831 nucleotides. It is a transcript of the gene AK7, whose product is annotated as adenylate kinase 7. The record is from RefSeq and is a predicted model, not a curated record. NCBI's taxonomy places the organism in Eukaryota, Metazoa, Chordata, Aves, Columbiformes, Columbidae. Gene Ontology annotation, biological process: nucleobase-containing compound metabolic process. The transcript is spliced from 17 exons. Bases 221 to 2431 code for a protein of 736 amino acids. Gene Ontology annotation, molecular function: nucleoside diphosphate kinase activity; ATP binding; AMP kinase activity. Gene Ontology annotation, cellular component: cytoplasm.
UUAGAGUUAGGAGCGGGAGGUGUGGAUAGAGCAGGUCGGGAGACCUCAGGCAGCAGCGAAUCACUGUGGGGACAAAUGAGGUAACGCCGACCUGAGGACCCAGGCUGCAGGGAACAGGCAUCUGGGGACUCACCAGCACCUUCGGCUCCGAGCUGAAGGACACAAGUCAAGAAAAAACAUUACAGCUGAGAUUGAGGAGUCCAUAACAUUUUCCAGUUCGAUGGAAAGUUUUGUUCUGAGCUACAUUGCCUACAGGAGGACCAGGGCUAGUCAGACAGUGUUGGUGUCUUCCCAAGAUCGUGAUAAACUGUUUAGGAUUCAAUACAUAUUUGCAUACAAAUAUAUGUCUUGUAUAUUGCAGUAUUUAUCCAGAUGUGUUGUUGGGGCAUCACUUGAAAGCACAGAAGAAGAGGAGGCGGAAGAUGAAAAUAAGUCAGCUGUUGAAGUUUCUAGUAUGCCAAAGGAGGGAGUCUAUCAAAUAGUGGGGACUCUUUCUGAGCCAGAGAGUACUAAACCAUAUUUUGCAGAGGAAACAUAUGCAGUGUCUUCUCAAGAAGAGCUCUUAAGUCACUUGCUUGAAUGUGACAUUGUUUUAUAUAAUAUCACUGAGGAUACAAAUCAAAUUGAGGAAGCAACAUGGGCUGCUUCUGCCUUACACAGGGAAAUAGAGCAUUUUACAACACCAAAGUUAUUUAUCCUCAUUUCAACAAUAAUGACCUGGGCACAAAGCAAACCCCCUGACCCUGAAGAUCCUGAGAUUCCUUUUACUGAUGAAGAUUUUCGCAAAAGGAAAGCUCAUCCUAACUUUGUAGAUCACAUAAAUGCUGAAAAACUCAUUCUCAAACUUGGGAAAACUAACAAACGUAAAUUUUUGACUUAUAUUGUUGCCUCAGGACAUCAAUAUGGAGCUGAGGAAGGAGUCUUGCACUACUUUUUUAAGAUAGGUUGGCUUAGUGAGACUCCUGCAAUACCUGUUUUUGGGGAUGGAAACAAUUUUAUUCCAACUAUUCAUGUUCUUGAUUUAGCAGCAGUGUUGCAAAAUAUAGCAGACCACAGGCCAAGGUCUCACUAUAUACUUGCAGUAGAUGAAUCUAUGCACACUCUUCAACAAUUAGUAAAGUGUAUCAGUAAAAAUGUUGGACCAGGAAAAACUGAGAAGAUUCCAAAAGCAAAUGCAUUCCUGAUCAAGGAGUUAACACAAAUGCAUUUGGAUAUGUUGUUCGUGGACCUGCGCAUGGAAUCUAUGUUUCUUAAAGAGAUUUUCAACAUUAAGUGGGUUGCUCAGGCAGGACUUGUGGAGAACAUCGAAAAAAUCGUGAAAGAAUACAAGAAAAGUCGAGGAAUACUGCCUCUCAAAGUUUGCAUUCAUGGUCCUCCUGGAGCUGGGAAAUCUACCAUUGCUGAAGAACUCUGCAAACACUACAAGCUGCAUUGCAUUAAGAUAAGUGAUGUGAUCUCUGAGUCAAUAGCAAAUCUGGAGAAAACUGUGACUUCUAAAGAACUGGACUCUGACAGUGUGGGAGAAGAGGGAGAAGAUGAUGAGGAGGAGGGUGAAAAUGUAAACGCAGCACAGGAGUUAUUAGCUGAAGUAAAAGAAAGCAUGGAGCAGAAUGCAGGUCAACUAGAGGAUCAGUAUGUUAUUAGAUUUGUGAAGGAUAAGCUCAAAUCUAUGCCUUGUAGAAACCAGGGUUAUGUUUUAGAUGGGUUCCCAGAGACCUAUGACCAGGCAAAAGAUCUUUUUAAUUCGGAAAAUGAAGAUGAAGAAGAAGAAAUUAGAGGCAAAAUGCCUAAAUUUGAUAAAUUAAUCAUACCUGAAUUUGUUAUUUCUUUGACUGCAUCUGAUGAAUUUCUUAUAAACAGAAUAAUAAAUCUGCCAGAGAAAAUUGUUGCUGGAACUCACUAUACCCAGGACCGGUUCCUGCAAUCUCUGAAUCUCUUCAGAGAGUCAAACACAGAUGAUAACACUGUUCUCAACUAUUUUGAUGAACUUGAAAUACAUCCUCAGUUCAUAGAUGUAGCCAAAUUUGAAGAUCCUGAGAACAGAUUUAUUUUAAAAGAGAUCAUCAAGGAAAUUGGGGAACCUCGGAAUUAUGGUUUGACAGAUGAAGAAAAGGAGAUUCUGGAACGCAAAGCAGCUGAGGAAAGCCUUGUCAGAGAAGCUCAAGAAAAAGCUGAACGAGAACAUAGAGAAGCUAAGGAAAGGGCUGAAAGGAUGGCAAAUUGGGAAGAGUGGAAUAAACAUCUGGAGGAAGUGAAAAGACAGGAACAAGAGUUAUUGGAGGCCCAGUCAAUUCCACUACGAAACUAUUUAAUGAAGAAUGUCAUGCCAACACUUAUGCGAGGGAUAAUUGAAUGCUGUAAGAUCAGGCCAGAUGAUCCAGUCGAUUUUCUGGCAGAAUACCUCUUCAAGAACAGUUCUGGUAUUGAAUGAGAUAAACAUUAAAUCAUAACAGCUGUCAAAUUGUGAGAUAGAAAGAGACAACAUUCCUAACACACUUUAAGUAAAAAUACUUAGUUUCUGAAAUUAGUUUUGUUUAGGCUUAUUAUGUAAUCUCCAUUUUUAUCUCAUACUUUAUAACCAAGUUGUAUUGUUUUCUUGAAAUUUCUUCUUCAAAAGUACCAUUUACUGCACAUAUUAAUGCAUUUGCACAUCUGUAUUUCAUGUGUCUAUUUGAAGCUGUGAACCACAAGAACCUGUUGUGUCUCCAAAAUUUUCUUCCUGGGUUUUUUUUCAGUUAUACAUGCUAUCUAAGCAAUAUAUUUUUGUCCUGAUCCACAGCGGAUGUAGGCAGCUAGCCUGAGAUAAAGCUUUACUUAAAAACAAAAACACAUACACACACAAACCCCAACCAAAUAAGAACAACAAAAAAAUGAAACAAAAUCAAAACCGAAACACUCCCCCCCAAGAUAGAAAAACAAACAAACAAACAAACAAACACCAAAAAAACAAACCAAAACCAAACUAAUUUUCACUGAAAAUGGAAAUAAAUAGAAGCAGCAAGCUCACUUUUUUCCCCUCACAGCUACCAAGAGGCAAAAAGUUACAUACCAUAGUCUUCUUGUGCUGUGCUCAAGUCUGACUGGAUAAACAGUUUCCCUGCACAGACUUGUCACAAAACAUCUGUUUCUAUUUGGUAUCAAACGAAUGGGUGUAGUUCUCAUUUGAUUCUCUUCAUCAUUCAAUAUUUGAUACAGCACGUGGCUGUCAUUCCCUUUUUUAUUGACUUCAUAUACUUCUAAUAGAAACUGUCAACAUCUAUGCUGAAUGAGCUGAAACUGAUUAUGUAUUUGGUGUAAGACAAAUACAGGAUUUUGUCAAAACAGAAAGCAAAGUCUGUUUGGGAGAAAGGGGAAAAAAUGAAGAACUGAAAGAACGGUGACACAAAAAAAAUUUAUGCUCAUUUUAUGUAUUACUUUUAGUGUUAGAAUUCUAGCUAUAUUAAUGUCCAAUGUUCUUAUUCAGAUAUAUUAAUAUUUUUUACAGAGACACAGUCUUAUUUAGUCUGUUUUCACAGUCACACAGCCAAGUCAGUUUUGAUAGACAGGAACAGAGUUCAAAACCAUCAUAUCCUACUCUAAAAAACACGAUUUCCUUGGGAGAUAAAUUUCCUGUAUACUGCCAGUCCAAGUUAUUAUUUGUCAUCUAAGGCAGCUGAAAUGAAAUAAUCUGUGAUUUUAUAGAAAUUUUUAGUUUGAGAGUCCUGGUUUUUAGAGCAAAGAUGAAAAUAGGACACUAAGAAAAAAAUAGACAAAACAGGGCACUUUUUUGUGUGUGUAGAGUUGGUUUGAUAUUUACUUUUCUAAGAAUAAAGUUUUGAGUUUAUCAAUAGA